Prunus armeniaca (apricot) is the source of this 951-nucleotide messenger RNA. The record is from the annotation of a GenBank genome assembly. NCBI's taxonomy places the organism in Eukaryota, Viridiplantae, Streptophyta, Magnoliopsida, Rosales, Rosaceae.
AUGGAGGCCAGCAGCAGCAAUACUAGUAGCAAGAGUGGCUUGGUGGUGGCCAAUGAGAGAAGGCCAAGUGGGGGAAUCCGAAUAGAGAAUCCGUUUACUUUGAAAGUGGGUCAAGUAUUUACAGGCUUUGGCAUAGGCUGCGGUGUUGGUAUCGGUGUUGGUCGCCCCAUAAAUCUAGGUGCAAUACCAGUACUAAAUCAAGUCAUGGGUGCCACACGAGGUGCUACUGAUGCAUUAUCUGGCGUUAGCAGACAUGUAAAUAACUCUUUGAGGAAGCUGGGAGCAAAGAACAUUGAAGCAGGCAUUGGAUGUGGAGUUGGUAUUGGCCAUGGUUUUGGAGUUGGCCUUGCUGUGAAGCCAGGGGUGUUACAUCAAAUUCAAUUUCAUCUUGUACAAGGGAUCACAAAGAUGAUGGUGAAGUUUGGAGUUGCUCCCAAUUUAGCCAUUGGUCAAGGUGCCAUCCCAAGUUCUUUGCAAAGGGCCAUAGGCAUUGUAAAUGAUCCAUCAAGCCAAAAUCCAAUGGGAAGUAGCAUGCAGUUGGCUACAAAGCCACCAGACCAUAAAUCUCAAGGUUUACCUGGAUAUGGGAAUACUGGUACUGCUUCAGCCUAUGAAAAUUUUACAUCAAAAGGCUCUCCAGUUGAUACACCUUUUGGCAGUCGAACAGAAAAAGUUCUCAGCAGUUUUCUUCAGAAUCCAGUUCUGAAAGGAGAGGAAAGUGAACCAAAUGAAGCGGCUGGACGCUUGAGGUUGGAGAACAAAAUGCUUCAGAUGAUAUUGAAACACCAGCAAGUCAUUGAAGAGCUCAUGGAGGAAAACGAGAAGCUUCGCCAUGUACUAGUGGAAGACCUGAAAAUACCGCCUAGCAAGCUGCAAGCAAGUUUUUCAAGUAAAAACAAAUCUCCAUGUACAGAUUGUUUUGAGUGUCGUAGAAAACAGAGAAAAAAAUAG